Thalassophryne amazonica is the source of this 1795-nucleotide messenger RNA. RefSeq names its product phosphoglycerate dehydrogenase (gene phgdh). The record is from RefSeq and is a predicted model, not a curated record. Gene Ontology annotation, biological process: L-serine biosynthetic process. NCBI's taxonomy places the organism in Eukaryota, Metazoa, Chordata, Actinopteri, Batrachoidiformes, Batrachoididae. The transcript is spliced from 13 exons. The coding region runs from base 1 to 1593 and encodes 530 amino acids. Gene Ontology annotation, molecular function: NAD binding; phosphoglycerate dehydrogenase activity.
AUGGCACCGAUCCGGAUCAGAAACGUUUUAAUCAGUGAAAGCGUGGAUCCUCUGUGCCGGCAGAUUCUGGAGGAGAACGGCGUCCAAGUGACAGAAAAACACAACAUGAAAAAGGAUGAAUUAAUCGCGGAGAUUAAGGAUUUCGAUGGCCUCAUCGUCAGAUCUGCAACCAAGGUAACGGCAGACAUUAUUGAUGCUGCUGCUAAUCUGAAAAUCAUUGGACGAGCUGGGACUGGUGUGGACAAUGUGGAUGUUGAUGCUGCAACCAAAAAGGGGAUUAUUGUCAUGAACACGCCAAAUGGUAACACGGUCAGUGCUGCUGAACUGACUUGUGCUAUGGUCAUGAGCCUCGCAAGGUAUGUGCCUCAAGCUACAAUGUCAAUGAAAGCAGGAAACUGGGAUCGUAAAAAGUACAUGGGUGCAGAGCUGUACGGCAAAACACUUGGAAUAAUUGGACUUGGCAGAAUAGGGAAAGAAGUGGCUUCAAGAAUGCAGUCAUUUGGCAUGAAGACAAUCGGCUAUGAUCCGAUCACUCCUUCUGAGGUGUCAGCCAGCUGGGGGGUGGAGCACAUGCCUCUGGACCAGCUGUGGCCCCAGUGUGACUACAUUACUGUCCACACUCCUCUGAUGCCUUCCACGCUUGGUCUACUUAACGACGAAACCUUUGCUAAGUGCAAGAAAGGCGUGAAGGUGGUGAACUGUGCACGUGGUGGCAUCAUUGAUGAGGCUGCUCUCCUCAGAGCUUUGGAGUCUGGACAGUGUGGCGGAGCAGGACUUGAUGUCUUUGUUGAGGAGCCACCUAAGGACCGCUCACUGGUUGACCAUCCCAAUGUGGUCAGCUGUCCUCACCUGGGAGCCAGUACUAAAGAGGCACAGGUGAGGUGUGGGCAGGAUAUCGCCCUUCAGAUUGUGGACGUUGUAAAGGGCAAGGGCCUGGCUGGAGCAGUAAAUGCUCAGGCUUUGGACAACACGUUUUCCCAGAAAUCUCAUCAAUGGAUCAAACUUGGCGAAGCCAUCGGAGCUUUGCUGCAGUCGUGCACCACUUCUGCAGAGCAACCAUUCAGUCAGGUUCAAAUCACUACUCAAGGGGACUGCAUGAAGUCUACGACUGGUUACAUGACUUCAGCUGUAAUGGUUGGUCUUCUCACUCAACAUCCUGACAGUUGCCCAAACCUCAUAAAUGUGCUGAGCCUAGCAACAGACUCUGGAGUAACGGUAAACCAAAGCCACUCGUCAUCGGAGGGUGCAGCCCCCGGUGUGUGCAAGGUGGAGGUCCUGGCCAACGGCUGCAGCUACAGAGCUAUUGGAUCAGUUCAAGGUGGGGUGCCUGUCCUGCUGGAACUGAGCGGCAGCGUGUUCAGGCAACCAGUCUCACUUGCUGGGAAUCUGAUAUUCUUCAAGUCUUCUGCCAACCCACAGCUCCUGUUGUCAGUUGUUGGUCUGCUGGCUGCAGAGGGAGUGCAGAUCGAGUCGUUCAGCGCUCCCACAGACCAUGCUGGGGAUCUGUGGUAUUGUGUCGGGGUGUCGUCUCCUCUGGGAGACAUGAGUGCCUUGAAAGCUUUUGUCCAGGAGGUGGCUCAGCUCUGUAUUUAAGAACAUUUAAGGCCAUGCUGACUCAACAUUCAAUAUCUGAAACUCUGAACAUUUUCCAAUUAAUAUAAAUGAGCCUUCUAGCUAUUGGUGUUUGGUGUUUACAGCUACUGACUGAUUUCAGAGUUGUACUUGUAUUUUGAUAACAUUCAAGUGCAGAGAGUCUUACAUGAUUGUCAAAGUAAAAUAAAAAAAUGCAAUUUGU